This is a messenger RNA of Daphnia pulicaria, 1309 nucleotides long. RefSeq names its product putative defense protein 3. The coding region runs from base 100 to 825 and encodes 241 amino acids. The transcript is spliced from 7 exons. Gene Ontology annotation, molecular function: oxidoreductase activity, acting on metal ions. The record is from RefSeq and is a predicted model, not a curated record. Lineage: Eukaryota; Metazoa; Arthropoda; Branchiopoda; Diplostraca; Daphniidae.
AUAUGACUUUACAUUGUGUGAGAAGACUCCAUCAGUCGGGGGCCCAGCUUGAGAACUGUCUGAUCUUCGUCCAGCCACCACUGUUACACUCUUUGAAAUAUGGAACGGAAUCAAUUGAAAAAUCGAGCCGUUUUCGUCGUUGCCGUCGUUGCCGUUAUGGCGACAUGGGCCAUGGGCGGAGUGGACGCAGACUCGCACGGCGCUCCGCUGUCCUCUUGCCAAGACAUGGGAGCCAUUCACGCCGUUUUCCCGUCCCAGCCAGUGGAGACUUGUCCCUUCGGCAUCACUUUUGAUCAGAUGGAGAUAACGAAUGACGAAAGCCUCACUGUUACUCUGUCACUCAAGCCAGGCUUUCUAGACACUGAAGUCAAACGCGGCCCAGAAAUCCCUGGAUAUUUUACAGGCUACCUCCUGAUGGCGUUCGAUGCAGACAACGAGACUGCCGGACCGAUCGGUUAUUUUACGGAAGUCAAUCCUACGAAAGGACAAUUCCUGGAUUGCUUCGACUUGAUAAAGAGUGCCGUCACACACGUCAACGCUAAUUUUAAGCCAACCGUCGAGGUAGUGUGGACACCUCCCGAGGAUUGGGAGGGAUCUGUCAUUUUCAGGGGUUCUUUCACUAUGAAUAUCGCCACGAUAUGGGCUAAAGUGCCAUCAGAAAUCGUUCACGUUACAACCGAGCCAGCGACAACAACGACUACUACACCGGCCACGACCACCGUCACGGAGCCAACGACUACCCCAGCCUCGGCAGGACACUUGAGUGGAAGUUGGGUGAUGACCAUUUUUGCCAUCGCCUUGGCAUCUACACCUUUCCUAGUGUAAAAUUAGCAUUGGCAUUUCUCCUGUGCUUCAAUCCCCUUAUACCCUUAUUAUACAUGAUUUUCUCUGGAAUGUAGACGUCUUCAAUGCAUGUUCUUAUUCCCCUCUAAUAUUACCUAAUAAUUUAAUGGGGUAUAUUUUUACCCAAAUAGUUUAGUUAGCUCUCUUGUUUUCGUCUCUAUGUGGCCCAUGUAUUUGUAUACCGGCAGCACCAAGUCAGAUAGAAUGAAGAUAAAAUAACCAACCGGGCAACCGGGCCGCGGGACUUGUCAACUCUGAUGUGGAAAUGAGCACCGGCGCCAAGCUUGGUGAUACAGGCCAACAUGUCUGAUGUGUCUGUCUUGACAGGCGACUAGCAGUGUCUUCCAUUUGAUUACUAGUUCAAACAGGACCGGUGUUUUCCAUCACUUGGGGUCGAUAACGAUUGGCUUUGUGCGUCAAGUCUAAUCGAGACCUUGAAGACGUGUACCACCUAAUCAAAGACGGC